AUGGAGUAAACUCUGGAACAUAAAUUGAGAAAGCAACAAUUAUUAAUUUAUUUCUGAAGAACGUAAACAAGUAAAAGGCAGUCCACCUUAAUGAAUUUAUUCAGUAAGGUGCUCAUAUUCCAGCUCCUGCUAUCCGUAGUUGGGAAGAGUGUGAUUCUUAUGGUUACACAAUCUCCGCCGUACCUUUCUGCAUUGGAAGGAGGCACAGCAACAAUGACUUGUUGGAUUAAUAGUUCCAGCUUGGAACGACGCAUAGAAUGGAGCAAAGUUUUAUCAGAGCAAAGGAUUCUAGUUCUGACAUCCAAAGGGAACAUAACCAAACCUAACCUGGAUUACACCAAAAGGAUGAAACACUCUCUCAAUGAUACAGUUAGCACUCUGUCUAUUUACCCCAUACACCGGAAUGACACUGGGAUGUACGUUUGUGAGGUAUUAAUUGAGAUUCCUCCCCCAGUAUAUAGAAUGUCUGGGAAUGGCACUCACCUGCAGGUCCAAGUUGUCAACAAUGAAAUGGCAGUGUCUUCCAAUGACAAUACAACUGGUUCAACAUGGAUCCUGAUUGGUUGCAUAUUGUCUAUCAUAUUGAUUGUGUCAGUCACCACUUCCUUUUUGGCCAGAAAAUUAAUUAAAAAAGAGGAACCCAUGUAUGUCAAUGUGAGAUACAGAAACAAAACCGGUGAGAACAAGCGACAAACAGAAUCAAAAUGUGAGGUACGCUAUGUCGUGUAGAUGUGGAGAUCCGAAGACAUUUGAGCAGAAAUGCCAAAAGCCCUCAUUACAGCUUUGAAGUAGCUGAAGUUUAAAUGACCAGAGCUGACAUGUUGUGAGAUAUUCAAGAGUCUGGAAGAAAGUUGAACUUUUAUCCAGUCCAUUUGAAAACACACUGAUCAGUGACUGAUCCUGCAAAUUUGAACAAAUAUCCAUGGACGAAUAAAAGAUUUUGACAUUUUAAAUGAUACGUCAAAUCUCCUUCUGUAUGGGAAUCUGUAUUGACAAGUAGACAACUGAUUUUUCAUACACUGGACUUAAUUUAUGGAUUAAUGUGAAGACUCAGGUUAUACCCCACUGUGAUGUACAAUGUCAUACAGAGUCUAUAUAAGCUCUGCUGUAACUUGUGUUCAUAUCCAUGGUGACAGUAACCUACACACUGACUUACUUCCUUUAACUCUUCAUUCCAGACAAUUACCAAGUAGAAGUAAAUACAUCCUGACAAGAACAAAAACAACCCCACAGUGGUCACAGAAGAUUGAUUUGAAAAAAAAGAACUAUUUUGAGAGGUGAUAGAUAUAGGACAGAGGUCAGAGGUCAUUUGUUUACUCAGAGAGUAGUAAGGGCAUGGAAUGCCCUGCCUGCAACUGUAGUAGACUUGCCAACUUUAAAGACAUUUAAGUGGUCAUUUGAUAAACAAAUGAAUAUUAAUGGAAAAGCGUAGGUUAGGUGGGCUUCAGAUUGGUUUCACAGGUCAGUACAACAUCGAGGAUCGAAGGGCCUGUACUGCGCUGUAAUGUUUUAUGUUCUAUAUUCAAUAGAUUUAGUUAGUAUAUUUUUCAUACUGUGUGGUAAUUCCUCCUUUGACACCA
Hemiscyllium ocellatum (epaulette shark) is the source of this 1580-nucleotide messenger RNA. RefSeq names its product cytotoxic T-lymphocyte protein 4-like. Bases 91 to 729 code for a protein of 212 amino acids. Lineage: Eukaryota; Metazoa; Chordata; Chondrichthyes; Orectolobiformes; Hemiscylliidae. The transcript is spliced from 5 exons. The record is from RefSeq and is a predicted model, not a curated record. Gene Ontology annotation, biological process: positive regulation of natural killer cell mediated cytotoxicity; immune response-activating cell surface receptor signaling pathway.